This is a messenger RNA of Capsicum annuum, 1408 nucleotides long. RefSeq lists its product as uncharacterized. The record is from RefSeq and is a predicted model, not a curated record. The transcript is spliced from 2 exons. Gene Ontology annotation, molecular function: metal ion binding. NCBI's taxonomy places the organism in Eukaryota, Viridiplantae, Streptophyta, Magnoliopsida, Solanales, Solanaceae. The coding region runs from base 328 to 726 and encodes 132 amino acids.
UUACAAUAUUUGGUUUAAUGAUGCAUCAUACUCAUGAUUAUCAAAAGAUAGUUGACCACUUAUUUAUAAAACCUAUUAGCUUUCAAGUAAGGUUGUUCUUUAGCUUUGAGUUUUUGAUGCAUUUCAUGUAUCGCAGUAUACAAAGAAAGAUGGCGGGUAGGAAGCGACUACUACUUUGGAUUCUUCUAUAUUUUUUUUGAGUUUUACUUGCUCCAAAGUGUGUAUGAGUUUACUUGAUUUUCCAUCUUUCUUUUGGUGCUCUCUCCCUUUUGCCUGAUCUUUCCUUUGGGUUGAAGGGAAUGGGAAGGGGGAGCUGGGCUAGAAGAUAUGGUUGGUCGUAUUUUUACUGAUAUGUUGUGGUUCAUUUUUCAUUUGAUAGAUACCCCGGAAGAGCCAGAAGCAGGAGCAGGAGCCGAGGAAGGGGAGAAGGUAGGAGUAGGAGCUGCAGCAGGGGAAGGGGCAGGUUUAGGAGCAGGGACAGGGAUAGGUGAUAGAAGAACGGACCUUCGUAUAUCUACCCAGGUAUGCAGAGACUUUCCACCGGGGAAGUGUAGGAGAGGCAGUGACUGCCACGUUGCCAGGUUCUUUCAUCCAAAUGCUGCCAAUCAUGGUGAUGGAGGUCAAUCAGAAGACAACUUGGCAGAAAGAUUGAGUAGUAGACCAGAGUGUGGACAUAUCUCGACGUAUACUGAAAGUGAAGGUCGUAUUUACCAAAUCAAGGGGUAGGCUUCAUGACAAGCAUCAUUUGGAGGAUGAGCUGCACAGAAACCGGAGUAGAGGUACAAUUACUUGCAAGGAUUUUGUGAUUGUAGAUUUUCUCAUGAUGGGGAUUGGGGCAUCAGGUGAUAAUUAUGACAGAGGCACUCGGAGUACAUCCUUUGAUCAUGGUCAGGACAAUCAAUCAAGCAGAACCGGGAACUUUGCAGGUAAUUUGCAGUGGGGAAGUGCUACAAGGAUUAUUGCAGAUUUUCUCAUAAACUAUAUCAUAGUUCAAUUUUUAAGGAAGGAUUAUUGAUAAAUAAGUUCAUGCAUAUCAAAUUUGACAUUUAUAUAUUGUCAAAAAGUUGCGAGGCAUUCUUAAGUCUUAACGAACAAAUUGGUAUUCAGGAAAUAUAUAUUAUAUAAGGCUUCACAUGAAUGUCAAGAAAGUUGUCGAAGAGUACUCUUUAACUAUGUUGCUCGGAUUCUUUGGAUUUAUUGUUGGGUGUGUCGGAUCUUCCAAAGUAGUGUAUUUUUGUGGAUUUGCCAUAGGUGCUGCAACAUUUUUUUGAGAGUUCGAGCAACAUAGCUUUUUAUUGUAAUGCACCUAAAUAAUCACAUUGUAACUUAAGCUUAUGUUAUGGUGAUCUGAAAUGUGAUUAAGAACUUGUGUAAUGAAUUUCAAUUUGGUACAAAUUGUUUGAUUUUA